UGUUGCGUGGUCGACCAGCUGCAAGCACCGUCUCACGCAUCGGUAAUGGGAUCUUCACUUGGCUCCAAGAAAAACUUCCAGUUUUUUCGAGUGUUCGCUCUUGAAAAGUUACUUUUCAAACUGCGGGGAUAGUUGUCACCGCGCAGGUGCGGGCGGACGAGAAGGCCCCGCGUGUCUACAUGCCAGCCAAGACGCACCAGGACGGCUCAUUCAGUGCGUAAAGGUGUGCGUAAAGUUGAUGCGCAAUCCCAGGAACUUUUUUAAACGGUCCCUUGCGAAGAUUUGGCGAUCAUGGCGAAAUGGUUCAGAGAUUUCCCCAUCAACUUGAAGAACGGAAGCGACCGAGCGCGCUCGGCGUCCGAAUCCGGUCCACCAACCCGCCACAAGGCGUCAUUCUCCCGGGACAGCCUGAAGGGAAACGCGCGUAAAGACAGCGGAGUGGCGGCCUUGCUGACCGGGAGGGCCAGGAAGAAUUCGGCCACGGAGUUGGGCCGCAACAACAACAUCAACAGCGGUUCUGCCGGUGGAACCGUGUGGGAAACUCUGGCCCCGAAAAGCCGUAAUAAGAACCCCAGCAAGGUGGAAGCACCGGAAGAGAAGACGCAGGUCAGCAGGACGUCCAGCUUGGCUCAAGCUUACAUCAGCAGGAUGAUUAAAGUGGACAAGCAGGACAAAACGCACAAACUCGACGACAUAAGUGAGCAGAAGAAGCCCGAGAGUGAAGAUGGAAGAUCUGCAAUCAAAACUACACUGAUCAUCCUGGAGGACUACGCCGAUCCUUUCGACGCGGAGAAAACCAAAGAGCAGAGAGAGGCGGAGAGAGCUGGCGUCAACGACGGUUACAUGGAGCCUUACGAUGCCCAGGUCAUCAUCACAGAAGUUCGCAGACGGGGCUCCAAAGACCUCCUCAAAGUGUGCGUUCUGCUGGACCGAGGCCAGGCGGAGAGGAAGCCAGAGGAGGGGAAGCUGCCCCCGCCGCAGAAUAUCUACGAUACGCCGUACGAAGGCAGACUGGAGGGCGACAGCCAGGGCGUGUGGAUCCCUGUCACCCGUCCAGAGUCUGACAUCCGUCCGGCCGGAGAGUACGAGCUGCCCUGGGAGUGGCGGAAGGAGGACAUUGUUCGAGCCCUGUCAGCUCAGUUUGAAGCCGUGGAUUGUUCGGCCGCCAAAGAAAAUGCUUCCAUCUCAAUCCGCCAGCAGCAGAACCACACUCUGAGACAGAAGAACUGGAGCCAUAAGACACUCGUCUCCACCUCUUCAUCCUCCUCCUCCUCCUCGCCAUCCUUCCCGUCGUCACCCAUUCUCAAACUCUCCCCGAUAACGACGACAUCGCCUUCAUUCCCUACUCUGAAACUGUCGCCCUCCUCCAGCCCCAACAAACCUUCCUCUCCUACCUCGGCCAGUGCCCCACUGGAUGGGGAGGUGGCCAAAGUGGACUCGAGCCUGCCGCUGGACAAGCAGAGCUGGUACCAUGGCAGUGUGAGUCGGCAGCAGGCUGAGGCUCAGCUGCAGCGCUGCAGGGAAGCCAGCUUCCUGGUGAGAGACAGCGAAUCAGGAACCAGCAAGUACUCCAUCGCUCUCAAGACCAGUCAGAGUUGUGUGCACAUCAUCGUUGCCCAGACGAAGAGCAGCAAAGGUCUGGGCUACACUCUCGAUCAGAGCAGCUGUGUCUUCUCCAGCAUCCCCGAGCUGGUCCAGCACUACUGCACGCACAGACUGCCUUUCACCGGAGCCGAGCACAUGACCCUGCAGCACGUGGUGCAACGUUUGCACUGAACGUACAUGUUACUAAGGUGCACAACGCUCAUACUCAAGGAUUUUUUUCUUUUUGAUGGAUUUGAAUCCCAUGCGGGAGCCAGAAAAGUGUGGUCAUGAUAACUUGAAUGUGAGUGGAGUGAAAGUUCAUCCAUCACCAAUCAAAUGAAAACGUAGAUGACAACUACACUGACAGGUCUUAUGUUAUUUCUCGCUAUUCUUUGACUGAAGGAAUGUCGAGAUUCUGAUAAAGCUGCUUGAACGAGUAACCCCAUUCACUCAAAUGACUGCAUGUGGCCUUCCCGAUUUACACUACGCUUGUGAUUACAGUGGAACCUCCAAAGUCAAACCUCCCUUAAAAAAUGCAUCUUUCGGAAUUCAAAACUAAAGAAAUAAAUCUGCUGCUGAAGUCGCAGUGAGCACCCGGAGAUUUAUGUUGUUUUCUUUCUAACAAUUAUCCCUAAAGAUUAAAGUUAAAAGUUAAAGUACCAAUGAUUGUCACACACACACACACACUCGGUGUGGCGAAAUGAUUCUCUGCAUUUGACCCAUCACCCUUGAUCACCCCCUGGGAGGUGAGGGGAGCAGAGAGCAGCAGCGGUGGCCGCGCCCGGGAAUCAUUUUUGGUGAUUUAACCCCCAAUUCCAACCCUUGAUGCUGAGUGCCAAGCAGGGAGGUAAUGGGUCCCAUUUGUAUAGUCUUUGGUAAGCCAUUCAGAGCAAUUGUACAUGCAUUUGGCUUUUUGUAACAUUACCCUAUUGAAGCAGACUCCUAGUGUUAGCCAUUAUUACUGGAUGUGCAGCACAUGUGUAGAAAACAUGCACCUGUUAUUAGCAUGAUGGCACUCUGUGCACACUAUAACAUACCUGGAAAGCAGGGGCGUCCAAACUUUUUCCCAAUAAGGCCCGCACACUAAAAUAUUUAAGCAUUUUGAUAUUUUUCAUGAUCAAAACCAAAAUAAAGAUUUUUUUUUAUUUUUUACUUUUAGCGCUACCCUAAAAAUAAGUUACUGGGGCGGGGGCCAAAAGGGUUUCACUCAUAAAAAUGUUAAACAUAAAUCAAUUAUUAUUAUUAUUUAAUUCAACGCCUACAGCGAAUCUCUAAAAUCAACUCAGGUUAAUAGGUCGAUAGAAAGUUAAAAAAAAAAAAAAUGUUUUAUGAGCUUUUUGUCAAAGAAAACCCUGUUUAUGAAGGCAAAAACUAAAUAUAUUAUCUAUCCCCCAAAACAUUUUUAAGUGAAGUAAUUGGAGCUUUAAAUGUCAAUAAUUUGUAAAACCAUUCAUUAUUAUUUUUUGAACAGGGACAGUUUAAAAAAAAACAUGUGUUUAUUGGAUUUUUGACAUAUACAGUCCAGAAAUACAAUUAAACACAUGUCAAAUUUUAUUUUUUUCCUCCACCAAACAAGUAACCCCAAAAAAAACUAUAUAUAAAAUAAAAUAAAAAAUAAUAAACGAGAAAAAAUAAAAAGUACAAGCAAAUAUUGACAUGAAGCCACACUGCACUACACGAUGCAGCAAUGCACAAAUGCAGACAAAAGACUCAUCAAUUAUCUACCGUUCAAUUACUUUUACUUUCCAAUCACUGUUCAAUCAUGGUUAAAUUUUAAAUUUUUAGGAAACCAUCCCAUACUUCCUGAAACUUCACAAAACAAUUGUUCGACAGGGACAGUUUUUUUUAAUUCCCACUAAAGUUUUUGGGCACCCAAAAGGGCCAGCUCAUAAAAGUGUUAAACAUAUAUACAUUAUACAUUUAUUCAUACUUUUUUUUUUUUUACUUCCAAUAAUGAAGUCUUCAGAUGAGUGCUUCUUAAACUUUUUUUUUUUUUUUUUUUACCAAGUACCACCUCAGAAAUCACUCAGCUCUCCAAGUGCCAUAAUGAACAGCAUUAAAUUACUGUAGCGUAGUAGGCCUAAAUAUUCAUUAAAAGCAAGGCAGAGGUUUUAUUUAACAAGUAUAUGUAAUAUUUUUGGCCACCAAGUUUGAACAGUAAGACUGUGUGAAUAUUCAAUUAAGUAAUUCUUUGGCGUACCACUAGAUGGAGCGUAAAACCACCACAGUUUGAGAAUCAACUUCAGAUCUAUCUGUCAAUUAGAAGUUUUUAUCAUUUUUUAAAUUACUUUCUUGUUUGUUCGCGUUAUGCCUUUUUUUGUCAAAGAAAACUUGAUUUAUUUUUUAAUAUGGUAAACACAUAAAAUAUGCAAUAUUUUCCCAAAAAAAAUAUUUAAAAUUGAAAUAAUUAUUAAUAAAAAAAUAUAUACACAAUUCAGGAAAGGUUAAAAAACCCUAGAGUUGAUAAUUACCUGUGAAUUUUUUUAACGUGUUAUCGUUCACAUGCACUCACUUACACCAGAACUGGGCAAAUUAAGGCCCGAGGGCCGAAUGCGGCCCGUUAAGCUUUUUAAUCUGGCCCGCCGGACAUUCCCAAAUAAUUUUUUUAGAUCUUUAAGAUGGAAAGUGUAGCUGCCAUUAUGAUGUGCAGUGAUGUUUUCAAAUGACCGUAAGUCUUGAACUAUACAAAGUAUUUUAAUGGUUGGAAUCUGUACUUUUGCAUGAUAUACUAGUUACUAUGGUAAUCUAAUUAGUUACUAUGGUCAUCUAAGUCACAGCAGCUCAGACGAGGCACCAAGCAGUGUGGGUGGGGAGCGUUUCCACAGAGUGUUUCCACAGCUGCCAGCCUGAAAUGCGGGUGUCAGGGACAGACGCGGAAGGAGAUUUUUACAACAAAGUUCUAAAGCUUAGUGAUAUAUCAGAUAUUUUAGAUUUUAGUUGGGGUUUUUUUUACCCUUCGCGUUCAUAUUUCCUUGUGUUUGUUGCAUUUUUGUUGCGUUUCGCUUGAUUGUAAAAUAUGUCGAUGGAAAGGGGGUGUGACAUUCAUAUGUUGUCAAUAUUCAGUGUUUUAUCCUUCAUAGUUAAUAUUGUAAAUCCCACAUUCGUUAUGGUCAUGUAGUACAUUCUGGGUGUCUCAUUCAGUAAAAAAAUUAAAAAUUCCAUUCCGUCUGUCAUAACGUUUUUAGCAUUCAAUCAGACAUUAUUGUGAGGUUUUGUAUUAGUGUUCCCUAAAAAUAGAUAUACCGGCCCCCAGACAUAUAUUUUUAUUUUUUAAAUUUGGCCUCCCCCGAGUCAAAAUAAUUGCCCAAGCCUGAACGUGAAUGUUGCGCAUGCACGUGUACCACCACACUAAUAAGUCGCUAACCAUAUUACUCCCGUACUUUUGUUAGUAAUACUAGAAAACAAGAAAUAAUGUCGCACAUGCUUUAUGACACACAGCAUCCCAUUAUAAAUCAUAGUAGGGUUGUACGGUAUACCGGUAUUAGUAUAGUACCGCGAUACUAAUGAAUCAUAUUCCGUACUAUACCGCCUCUGAAAAGUACAGGUCCCCCACCCCCCGGACCCCCCGUCGUUGUCACGUCAUGAGCAUGUUCGGCAGCGCACAAUCACAGAGUACUUACAAGCAGACACAGUGUGUAGACAGAAAAGGGAGAACGGACGCAUUUUGGCUUAAAAACUAAAGAUAAAGGUGAAGUUCUAACACUGAAACGCCCACAGGAAGAGGUGCUUUAAGACAUGGCUAGCUAGCUAGCGGCUAAAGACCAGCCGCAGUCGGCAGUGUUUUAGCUACUUCUAAAUCACUAAUCCUCGUCUCCAUGGCGACAAAUAAAGUACGUUUCUUACAAGUAUCAUCCCUCCAGGACGAGGAAUAGCUAAACACGCUUCACUACACACCGGCAUCAAAAUGUAAAUAAACGCCAUGGGUGGAUCUACUCCUAACAUUUACUGUAAUGAUACCAAGUACAGUAGCGUAUUUAGUCAAUAUUACUAUGCUUACAUUGAUAUUUUAUGGCAUCACAAUAUCUUCUUUCAUUUAAAAAGAAAUUAAUAUUUUGUGUAUAAACUCAGGAAAUACGUCCCUGGACACAUGAGGACUUUGAAUAUGACCAAUGUAUGAUCCUGUAACGACUUGGUAUCGGAUUGAUACUCAAAUUUGUGGUAUCAUCCAAAACUAAUGUAAAGUAUCAAACAACAGAAGAAUAAGUGAUUAUUACAUUUUAACAGAAGUGUAGAUAGAACCUGUUGAAAGAGAAAGUAAGCAGAUAUUAACAGUUAAUGAACAGGUAGAUUAAUAAUUAUUUUUUACAGUUUGUCCCAUUAUAAUGUUGACAAAAUAAUAGAAUGGAAAAUGACACAAUAUUGAGCUAAAUUAGGAGCCUUUGUUUGCUUACUUAUUACUAAAAGACAAGUUUUAUUUAAGGACUAAAUUGCAAUAAGAAACAUAUGUUUAAUGUACCCUAAGAUUUGUUGUUAAAAUAAAACCAAUAAUGCAAUUUUUUUGUGGUCCCCUUUAUUUAGAAAAGUAUCGAAAAGUACCGAAAAGUAUCGAAAUAAUUUUGGUACCGGUACCAAAAUAUUGGUAUCGGGACAACACUACAUCAUUUAAGUUAAGACUGUUUGAGUGUGUUUAGGUUUAAAAUAAUUCACAUGAGCUUUCUUGGCAUCUUGACCCUGGAACUGAUUAUAUGUGUUUACAUUAAUUCUAUAUACGCAAUGGAAAAAUACAAACAACAUAAUCGGUUUGGGCUUGGAGGUUCCACUGCACUGUUUCGAUCACGUAUUCAAACCAAAUGUAUGUGCGAUAAAGCAAGUAUGUAAUAAGUGAAGUCCUUAAAGCAACACUUUUACAAUCUCCUUAACACAGAGGUGCUGACACGUCACAGCGCACUGCCAAACUAUUUGGAAAAUCAAUGCAGCUGAUUGGAGUAUACUCAUUCAUCCAUCUGCGGCUGUCACUCAAACCUAUUGAUCCGCCCUGAAAAUGAAGCUCAUUUGCCAGCCAAUCUGUUUGUUAGGAAAAGGAGCUUUGGCCGUUACUGGAUGGCUCGGAAGGAGGGUGAACUGCAGAGGGGAGGGACUCAUAAUGCUACAAGUCAGCAGAAUUGUUGAAAAUUGCUGAGGUGUGCAAAUAAACAUGAGAUGAUGAUGUGAAUAUUGGGGCUUUUGGUGAUGAAAAAGUGCUUUCCUUAAAUCAGGGGUGUCCAAAGUGGGGGUUUGGGUCCGUUUUUUUAUUAUGUCUCUUGGCAUUUUGUAAAAGUACAAGGAUUAAGAAGAGACGGUGGGGAAAAAAAAAAAAAAAAACUAUUAGAAAAUAAUCUAAAUCCAAGUAAUUUGUUGCUGACACCCAAAAUAUAUUACUACAAAAUACAUUUUACAGAGAAUAAUUAUUGUUUUGCAUCCAGAAAAACAAUGUGAAAUACAUAUAAAUGAUGAAUGAAAUGAAUAAAUGAACAUUUAACAUCA
Molecule: messenger RNA, 7047 nt
Organism: Nerophis lumbriciformis (worm pipefish)
Lineage: Eukaryota; Metazoa; Chordata; Actinopteri; Syngnathiformes; Syngnathidae
Gene: she
Product: Src homology 2 domain containing E
Molecular function (GO): phosphotyrosine residue binding
Source: RefSeq, a predicted model, not a curated record